Pomacea canaliculata is the source of this 5538-nucleotide messenger RNA. Its product is annotated as deleted in malignant brain tumors 1 protein-like. Lineage: Eukaryota; Metazoa; Mollusca; Gastropoda; Architaenioglossa; Ampullariidae. The record is from RefSeq and is a predicted model, not a curated record. The transcript is spliced from 33 exons. Bases 191 to 4837 code for a protein of 1548 amino acids. Gene Ontology annotation, cellular component: membrane.
UACGUCUGGUGGGCCCUACUCCUUACGAAGGUCGGGUGGAAGUGUACUACAAUGGCACUGGCUGGGGUACCGUGUGCGACGACCACUUCAACGACAAGGCUGCCGCUGUGGUGUGCCGCAUGAUGGGCUUCAACACGACCGUUGCUACGGUGAGGGGCACCCACUACUACGGCAGUGGCAGCAGUUUGCGAUGUCGAUCCUGCUGGACGAGGUCGACUGUCAAGGCGACGAGACCAACAUCUUCCAGUGCGGCUUUGCGCCCAUCGGCACCACCGACUGCGGCCACUCCGAGGACGUGGGCGUACUGUGUCAGGGCCCCACCACUUCCGCAACUUCACUCAAGGCGCGACUGGUGAACGGCUCCAGCACAUCGGAGGGUCGGUUGGAGGUCUUCUACAACGGCUCCUGGAGCACCGUCUGCACCCACGGCUUCGGGCAGAAGGAAGCUCAGGUGGCCUGCAGGAUGCUGGGUUUCAACAGUCCCGGUGUUACGGUAAUGCCGCCCUCAUUUUACGGCCCUGGUCAAGGCAGCAUCUUGCUGGAUGAUGUGCGCUGUUCCGGAAGUGAGACCAACUUACAGCAGUGUGGAAACAAAGGCUACUACAAUCACGACUGCACUCACAGAGAUGAUGUUGGCAUCAUCUGUAAUCCAAUACCUGUAGCUUUUCGCCUGUCGGGUGUUCAUCGUACCCGAUUUGACAGAGGUCGGCUGGAAAUCCGGGUGAAUGGUAAUUGGGGCACCGUGUGUGAUGACUACUUCAACAACAAUGCAGCCAAAGUCGUCUGCCGGCAGCUGAGAUACCCAUCAUAUGCGGCGAUGGCCGUGUAUGGAGCGCCAUUCGGACAGGGACAGGGUCCUAUCCUGCUGGACAACGUGCGGUGCUUGGGAAACGAGAGCAGUCUCAUGAACUGCCUCCACGAUCCCAUAGGCGUCAGCAACUGCGAUCAUUCGGAGGAUGUCGGCAUCAUUUGUAGUGAUGUUACCCCAGCAAGCGGCAACAUGACAGCCCGCCUGGUCGGGGGCAAUGCAACGGAGGGGCGACUGGAGGUCAACUUUAACAACCAGUGGGGCACCGUGUGCGACGACUACUUUAGUGACGUUGACGCCCAAGUUGUGUGCGCCAUGUUGGGAAUCACUGGCGGGCUGCCACGGAUGCUGCCUAUUGGCACGUACCCGCCGGGCACGGGUAUCAUCUGGAUGGACGACGUUGACUGCGUCGGCAACGAAACCAACCUGGACGCCUGCAAACAUCGGCAGCUCGGCACCAACAACUGCGACCACAGCGAGGAUGUCGCCGUUGCUUGCGGACCGAUGAUUCCAACCAUCACCCAGAUUCGCUUGGUUGGAGGAGAUGACCACCAAGGUCGUGUUGAAAUUCAGCACAACGGUUUCUGGGGGACGUUGUGUGACGACAGCUGGGGUAUCAAAGAGGCUCGGGUAACCUGCAACCAGCUGGGGUUGACAAAUGUCGUUCCUGUGCCAAUGGCAAACGCUUACUACGGCCAAGGAAGUGGUCAGAUCUGGCUGGACGAGGUGGAUUGCCUUGGCAACGAGACAAACCUGGACAAAUGCAGGCACAAGCCCUUCGGCUACAACGACUGCGACCACUCCGAAGACGCUGGUCUGCUGUGCAUGACACCGCCGACUAGCCCUGCCCCCUUUGUCGUUCGCCUUAGCGGCGGAGCGUCGAUGUACGAGGGUCGGGUGGAGGUGCGGUACAAUAACUACUGGGGUACUGUCUGUGACGACAACUUUGAGCCCGUUGAUGCUCAGAUCGUGUGUCGCACCCUGGGUUACAGUGGAGGAAGAAUACUGACCCAUGUAGGUGCAGGCCGGGGUCCUAUCUGGAUGGAUGACCUCGGCUGCACAGGAAGCGAGGCAACUCUUGACCAGUGUCCUUUUAACGGCUGGGGCGAACAUGACUGCGACCACAAGGAAGACGUGGGGGUGUCAUGUGAGAAUCCGGGUGAGAUGGACCUGCCCGUGCGACUUGCAAACGGAGGAGGUCCGGACUCUGGGAGGGUGGAAGUAGAGUACAACGGUCGAUGGGGGACAGUGUGUGACACCAACUUCGACAACAACGUCGCUGCCGUCAUCUGUCGUCAGCUCGGCUACAGCACUGCCACUGCGCAAGCGUUCGGCGGUUCCCAUUUCGGGGCGGCGCCCGACGAGUACAUUGCGUGGGUGAGCGGCAUCCAGUGUGUGGGCGCCGAGCCUUGGAUUGGUCAGUGCAACAUCUCCAUGAACACUGGCGCCUGCGACAACACCCACACUGCCGGCGUGGCCUGUAAUGGAGGCCCACUGCCAGCGAUCAACGUGCGUCUGGUCGGUGGUGGCAACAGUCAGGAGGGCAGAGUAGAGAUCAGCUUUAACGGGACCUGGGGCACCGUGUGUGACGAUUACUGGGACCACGACGACGCAGUGGUCAUUUGCCGGAUGCUGGGCCUGCCAACUAAUAACGUCAUUCCCCGGGGUGGCGGCUAUUUCAUCUCGGGUACCAGGCCCACCAAGAUCUGGCUGGACGACCUCAAAUGCCUCGGGUCUGAGACCUCCAUCGCGCAGUGUCCUCACGCUGGGUGGGGGAAGAGUAACUGUCUGCAUUCAGAGGACGCUGGGGUCGUCUGUGGAGGAUCAGUCCCGAUGUCUCCUAUUCGUCUCGUUGGCGGGCUCACCACCCACGAAGGUCGCGUUGAGAUUUUCUACAACAACACGUGGGGCACCGUCUGUGACGACUUCUUCGGAACCGAAGAGGCCACGGUUGUCUGCCGAACCCUUGGCUUCCAAACUCAGGGCGCGGUGGCGUUCCCCAGAGGUCGGUACGGGGCAGGCACGGGGACGAUCUGGCUCGAUGACGUCAGCUGCGCGGGGUCGGAGCAGUACCUGGACAUGUGCGCCUACAGACCCUGGGGUCACAGCAACUGCGCUCACAGGGAGGACGUCUCGGUGUCUUGUGGAGGUGUUCCUACAUCCGCAAUGAUUCGGUUAGUUGGAUCCUCCAAUAAUUCUGCCGGCCGUGUUGAGAUGAAGGUAAAUGGCACCUGGGGUACCGUCUGCAGCGACCUCUGGAACACAAUGGAUGCCAUGGUCGUCUGUGGGAUGUUGGGCUUCAGCAGGACAGGUUCUCAGGCAGUGGUCAGCUCCCAGUUCGGCCACGGCAGCGGGCCCAUCUGGCUGGAUGACGUGCAAUGCACGGGCUACGAGGAGAGUCUCCUGAACUGUAGAUCGAAGCCCCUCGGUCAGACCAACUGUGACCACACGCAGGAUGCAGGCGUCAUCUGCUCCGGCACUCCGCUGCAGAUAAGGCUAACUCCUGGCCCCAGCCAAGGAUUUCUGGAGGUUCAGAUCAACGCCACGUGGGGGAGCGUCUGUGACAGCGGCUUGGAAGGGGCUCCAGGUCAGGCAGUGGCACGUGUAGUGUGUCGACAACUCAACCAGCCCUUUUCCGGGGCAUACAGCGUCACGCAUGGCCGCUUGGGGCAGGGCAGCGGUCCGGUUGUGCUGGACGCACUCAGCUGUACAGGGCAGGAGAACUUUCUGGGCCAGUGUAGACACAAUCCUGCAGGAGCUGUUCUUUGUCAGCCUUCACAGACACUUGGCAUCGUCUGCGCAGCAGCAACAACUACAACUGUGACAACGCCACCAUCAACAACCCCAGCCCCGGUUAUCGACUACAUCACUCUGGGAGGAAACUUCACUGCCUACUCAGGCAGGGUAGAUGUGUACCACAAUGGCAUGUGGGGAACCGUGUGCAACCAUAACUGGACCAACCAAGACGCUUCUGUUGUCUGCAAAAUGCUGGGAUACUCUGGGCAGAACGCGACAGCACUGGUGAACUCGCAGGUGUACGGGGCCGGAACAGGGAUCAUCUGGCUGGACAACGUGAAGUGCGACGGUACGGAGACCAACAUCGGGGCCUGCCACUCCUGGAACUGGGGUACUACCAACUGCGUGCACAGCCAGGAUGUGGGAGUCGCCUGCGCCCCAGGUCAGUUGCCGAACAAUUUCCUGUUGUUCACUGAGACGACGAAAAAUGGUAGUAAUAUAAUCCGUAUGGACAUGACCUCCUACAGCUACAUCACCAUUCCCCUGCCGGGACUGGGCCGUCCGUUCGCCAUAGAUUACGACUACAUCAACUCAAAGAUGUACUGGACGGACUUAGCUACCAAACAAAUUCGGUCUGCGAGGGUGGACGGAACGCAGAACAGGACUGUCCUGGCGCUGGGAGCAAACUCUGAUGCGGAGGGUCUGGCGGUCGAUCCUGUGUCUGGCCUCCUCUUUUACACGGACACCGGAAGUAACAUCAUAGCCCUCGUGACUUUAGUCGGCUUCCAACGGAAAGUGGUAAUCAGCACCGACCUUCAACAGCCUCGCCCCAUUGUGCUUGAUGUCAUGAAUGGCAUCAUGUUCUGGGCUGACUGGGGUUCGAAUCCAAAAAUCGAGCGGGCCAACUAUGACGGUACUUCUCGACAGGCUAUCAUUACAAGCGACCUCACCUGGCCCAACGCCCUGGCACUGGAUAUUCCUAAUCAGCAGAUUUUCUGGGUGGACUCCAGUGACAGCUAUGACGACAAGGUGGAGUACUCUGACCUCUUCGGAGACAAUCGGAUGGCCAUCUACUCGGAGCCGAGAACCCACUUCGUGGGCAUGGCGCUGUACAACGGACACAUCUACCUCAGCGACUGGCAAUCCAGGUCACUGAAGCACUUACAGACAGAUGGAACAUAUGUAAUGAAUGUAGGAACUCCGACCUUUGGGUACAUCAACGAUGUGCUCGUACACGUAGAUGGUGCGGAUCCACAGGGACCCAACGGAUGCACCCAGAAUACGGAACUGUAGCCGGAUUUGUAUCCCAAGACCAAGCAACAGCUUCCUUGCAUGUGUCCUGACGGACUGUUCUUGCAGACAGACGGCAGCACGUGUGGCAGAACACCUACAUGUCCAGCCAUGGAGGCACCCUUAAAUGGAACCGUCACCUGCAUCAGCGGCCCGUCUAUCGUUAAAACCAUCUGCACCCUCGGAUGUGCACCCGGAUUCGUCCUCACCACCUCAUCCUCUAUGGAGUGUCUCUCAACUGGGUACUGGGACUCUCAUUACAACCCCAACAUCUGCUUAGAUGUCCAACCGCCCGUAAUCCAGUGCCCGGGGAACGUCAACACGAUCGCAGCGCAGGGAAACACCUCCGCCGUCAUCUCGUGGCCGCCGCCUACUGCCACCGACAACAGCGGCAGCGUCAACAUCAUCGUCAGCAUGACUUCGCCCAUAGUCCUCAGCGAGGGCGUCUACAACAUCACCGCCACGGCCUUUGACGCCACGGGUCUCAGUGCCACGUGCACUUUCUCGGCCACUGUGACUGUGGGAAGAUGCCAGCCCUACACGGUGCCCCAGAACGCUCAGCUGGUGAGCCUAUCCUUGCCCCACCCACUACGGUGCCACGUGCCAGAUAGCGUGCCUCCCGGGUUAUCAGAUGGCUAACGGGCCUCCGAUAACCACAGUCACCUGUGGGAGCUCCUACACCUGGGCACCGUCUCUGCCGUCAU